This is a messenger RNA of Bactrocera tryoni, 467 nucleotides long. RefSeq lists its product as uncharacterized. NCBI's taxonomy places the organism in Eukaryota, Metazoa, Arthropoda, Insecta, Diptera, Tephritidae. The record is from RefSeq and is a predicted model, not a curated record. Bases 22 to 267 code for a protein of 81 amino acids. The transcript has a single exon.
AUUUUAUUAAACAACAACAAAAUGGUCCAAAAACAUCGUUCAGUUUCCAAAGCCACCCUCGCCAAGGAUGUGAGCCCGAUGCGCAACAUGACAAUCAACAAGCAGGCGCUCGCCUCGAGUCCCGCCAACGGCAUGUCACAAAGCUUCGGUGGCCGCUUAUGUGUGCCCUCGGCAGCAUCGAGUAGCUGCAACAGUGCCGACAAAUGGAAAUACAACAACAUGGUGAACAAUCAACGCGAACAAUUCAACAGUUUGCACUUCUGCUAGGCGCCUGGCAUCCUGGCUCGUCGAUAGCGGGUUCCAAAACUCAAGUUCGAAGAACAUUUUUCGAAAUUUGACUGGCUAAGGCAGCAAAAUUGGCGGCGUCACACAUGUUUGGGCACAUGACAUUUACACAUAUGUAUAAAAUAUCAUCAAAGUUGUUUGUUAGCAUUCCAAUAAAUUAUACAUUUUAUAGUUAAACAUUA